UCAAGCACAAGAAAAAUAAUAGUUUACUGGGAGCAAGUAUGCUUGGCGUGGAUCAAAUUCGCAAGGCUCAACGUGCUGAAGGCACUGCCUCAAUCCUGGCAAUUGGAACAGCCAAUCCUCCGACUUAUCAUGAUCAAAGCAAAUUUCCAGAAAUUUAUUUCAAUAUGACCGAUAGCCAGCACAUGACAGAACUUAAAAUGAAAAUGCAGCGCAUAUGUGAUAGAUCUACGAUAAGAAAACGGCAUAUGUACGUAACAAAUGAGUUUGUGAAAGAAAACCCAUAUUUGCGUGAAUAUAGGGCGCCAUCAUUGGAUGCAAGACAAGAUAAAGCAGCUAUACUAAUACCAGAGUUGGGCAAGGAAGCUGCAAACAAGGCAAUUGAGGAAUGGGGCCAAUGCAGGUCGAAAAUCUCUCACUUAAUUUGUUGCACCACUAUGGGUGCAUUCAUUCCUGGGGUUGAUUAUAGAAUUGUCAAGCUAUUAGGCCUUAAUUUAUCUGUUAAGCGACUCAUGUUGUAUCAACAAGGUUGUCAUGGAGGUGCUAUUGUACUUCGCAUGGCCAAAGACCUUGCUGAGAAUAAUAAAGGUGCACGUGUUCUCAUUGUGAACACUGAGGUAAUCUUUGUUGGCAUGCAUGGCCCUAGUGAGGAUGAUAUUGAUAAUCUAGUGAGUCAUUCUUUGUUUGCUGAUGGUUCAGCUGCCCUCAUAGUUGGUGCAGAUCCAGUGCCUAAUGUUGAAAAACCCAUCUUUGAACUAAUUUCUACAGCCCCAACAUUAGUGCCUGAUAGUCCUGAGGCUAUUACUGGAACUGUUCGCGAGAGUGGACUUUUAAUGCAUAUUGGGAAGGAAGUUCCUAAACUUAUCGCUGGUAACCUUCAGAAGAGGUUGGUCGAGGCAUUUAAACCACUAGGUAUUACUGAUUGGAAUUCAAUCUUUUGGGCUGCACAUCCUGGUGGGCCAGCAAUUUUGGACCAAAUCCAGGCCGAGUUAGGUCUUCAACCAAAUAAAUUACGUGCAACUAGACAAGUUCUUGCUGAGUAUGGUAACAUGUCAAGUGCAACUGUACUAUUUAUUUUAGAUGAACUGAGAAAAAAAUCAGUUAAAGAUGGACUCAAAACCACAGGAGAAGGAUUCGAAUGGGGAGUGCUUUUUGGAUUUGGUCCAGGAGUUACUAUCGAAACCAUAGUCCUUCACAGUGUCAAUGUUGCUUAGAGGCUUCUAUCAUUGUUUUACUUUCCAUUCCAUAUAGUUUUUUUUUUUAAUUUUAAAAUUUUUAAUUAUAAUAUAUUUCAACUUUAAUAAAGAAUAUUGUGCCAAAAUCUCAAAUCCUCAUUGGACAUAAUCAAUAAAAUUAUCUUAUAUUGUGAUCAA
Messenger RNA from Mangifera indica (mango), 1370 nucleotides. RefSeq names its product chalcone synthase-like. The coding region runs from base 39 to 1211 and encodes 390 amino acids. Gene Ontology annotation, biological process: polyketide biosynthetic process. The transcript is spliced from 2 exons. NCBI's taxonomy places the organism in Eukaryota, Viridiplantae, Streptophyta, Magnoliopsida, Sapindales, Anacardiaceae. The record is from RefSeq and is a predicted model, not a curated record. Gene Ontology annotation, molecular function: acyltransferase activity, transferring groups other than amino-acyl groups.